Molecule: messenger RNA, 1228 nt
Organism: Gryllus bimaculatus (two-spotted cricket)
Lineage: Eukaryota; Metazoa; Arthropoda; Insecta; Orthoptera; Gryllidae
Source: the annotation of a GenBank genome assembly
CGCGCGGCGUGGCACCUCUUCGCUCCUCUCCUCCUCCUCUUCUUCUCUUGCUCCGCUUCAGAGGCCUGCAGAGCUGCGCGCCGCGACUGGUCCGCCGCCCGUUCUGCCGCGGUGUCUGCGCUGGAGCCCCCGCUGCGGGUUCGCGUCGCCUCCGUCAGCCGUCGUGUCGGUGCCGCGCCCGCGCCCGCGCCGGCGUCCGCGGUCGUCGUGGUGGCUCGGUGCGCGCCGUAGCCGCGAGGGGCACCAUGCGGUGUGGGUCGAGCGACGGCGGCGUCGCGGGCGCCUGCUCCGUGUUGGCCGCGUCGGCGCUGCUCGUGCCGCGAUGCUGCUAGCGCUAGCCGUGCUGGCGCGGGCGGCGUCGCUGGCCGGUCGUGGGACCGCCACGGAGAUUUUGUUCCCCCGUGCGGCGGACGCAGGGUAAAACGUGAAUGCUCCUCCACGGAAUUCCGUUGCAACAACGGCCGGUGUAUCCCCGGCCAUUGGCAAUGCGACAACGAAAAGGAUUGCAGUGAUGCGAGCGAUGAAGAUCCCAAAACGUGCCCAAGUGAAAUCACGAUCUUCUCCCUUCUCUCUUGGUUUCCGCAACCACCCCAACCAACAAAACUUUCUGAACUCCUCAACCACAUCCACCUCCUCAACCACAUCCACCUCCUCAAGCACAUCCACCUCCUCAAGCACAUCCACCUCCUCCAACCACCCCAAAUCCCUGACCGCCCACCCGCCUCGAGGUGGCCGUCAGCUCGCGCUAAGCGCCGUGGCUCCGUGUCGUCCGCAGAGGCGCGCCAGUGCACCCAAGGCCAGUUCCAGUGCUCCCCCGGCAUGUGAGUUGGCGAGCGGCGGUGCGAUUGCGACGCCAGCCGACUGCCCCGACGCGCGACGAGCGCGACUGCGAGUAGUGCUUCGUUCCGCCCCGGGGGCGCCCCCCGCACUCGCCCGAACAGAGCGGGAGGCGCGGCGGCCCCGGACGCCCUGCCCUGUCGCUGACUGCGCCGCUCUCUUGCAGAGCAAAAGGUGUCAGCCCGAGGAAGUUCAGUGCCGCGCGCAGCCCGGCGAUGCGUAUGCGCUCACGUGGAUGUCGAUGACAACCCACGACUCUCUGACGCCUCGACGAGAAGCGUGCAGUAAGCGCCGCACCCGCCACCCCACCCGCACGCACGGCUCUUCUCCCCCACCCCCACCCCGCCCCCGCAUGCCCACUCGAGCAUCUGGGCAACACACGCCCCACUGA